Molecule: messenger RNA, 1753 nt
Organism: Girardinichthys multiradiatus
Lineage: Eukaryota; Metazoa; Chordata; Actinopteri; Cyprinodontiformes; Goodeidae
Gene: msx1a
Product: muscle segment homeobox 1a
Exons: 2
Coding region: 112-957 (281 amino acids)
Biological process (GO): embryonic morphogenesis; regulation of transcription by RNA polymerase II
Cellular component (GO): nucleus
Molecular function (GO): DNA-binding transcription factor activity, RNA polymerase II-specific; RNA polymerase II transcription regulatory region sequence-specific DNA binding
Source: RefSeq, a predicted model, not a curated record
ACAUGAGGAUACCGUCACUUUAACAGAAGCGUUCCCACGACUGAGUCAGAGUUCACACUUGAACAGUCGUUUCGCUUUUUCCCAAUUUUAUUUGUGCCAGUCGAGACCUGUAUGGCCCCAUCGAUCGCCAUGUCAGCACUGACCGCCGGUGUGAAAAGCGAAGACCUCUCCCCCCGCUCGGUGCUCGUUAGCAGAGGCGAAAUGCAGACCAGCCUGAGCCCCGCAGAGGAGACCGGGAAGCCAAAAGUCGCGAUCCUGCCGUUCAGUGUCGAGGCGCUGAUGGCUGAUAGGAAGCCCAGCAGAGAGGUGCCAUCUCCGGACGGCGCGGCCGGGACGUCCCGGGCGUUGGGGAAGGGGACGCGGAUGGGGUCCUUCGCCGGUCUGGACGCUUCUGUUUCUGCUUUGCCGAUGAGCUCUGCGUUUUCUGUGGGCGACAUAAUGAACAUGUCCGAGGAUGUGCUGAUUAAACCCGAGAGCCCGGAUAGUCAAGAGAGGACUUCGUGGAUACAGAGUCCACGUUUUUCUCCAACUCCUCCAAGACGUUUGAGUCCUCCUGCAUGCCCGCUGCGCAAACACAAGACGAACAGAAAGCCCCGGACCCCGUUCACCACGUCCCAGCUGCUUGCCCUGGAGAGGAAGUUUCGCCAGAAGCAGUACCUCUCCAUCGCGGAGCGCGCAGAGUUCUCCAGCUCCCUCAACCUCACAGAGACCCAGGUCAAAAUCUGGUUCCAGAACAGAAGAGCCAAGGCUAAGCGCCUCCAGGAGGCAGAGCUGGAAAAACUGAAAAUGGCAGCGAAGCCCAUGUUGCCUCCGGCUUUUGGGAUCUCCUUCCCCCUCGGCGCGCACGUUCCGGCGUCCUAUGCGGGGACGCACCCAUUCCAGAGGCACUCGCUGCCGGUGUCUCCGGUGGGACUAUACGCCGCGCACGUGGGAUACAGUAUGUACCACCUGGCCUGAGGGAGGACGCAGACUGAGGGCAGUGGGACUACUUUUUUAAAGAGAGAUUGGGCCCUUUCGCACCAGUGAUGCGACAAAAAGAAGCAUCCAGGUGGGGAGGUCAGUGUUGCAUCUGGUCAGGGAGGGUAGGAGCAAGGCCUCCUAACGGACCCACACUGACGACCUUGUAUUUUCUUCUCUUUUGACCUGGUCGGUACAUUCUGAAACCGCAGAAAUUAUCCAACGAUGUGUGUCAUUUAAUCUGAAGACUCACAUGUUUCAGACAAAAUUCUUUGAAGAUGGAUUUUUUUUUUUUUUUUUUUUGCAAAUGUGGAAGAUGUCCUGCAACCUUGCAACAUAUUUUGACCUUAAAAUUAAGUGUGGACAUUUAACAGGGCGUCCAUGACAGCCAGGUGAAAGGUGACAGGACUUUUUCUCAGAGAGCUUGUCAUUAUUUUCGCAGCCAUUUGGCUGGGUUUAAAAAACAUCAACGAGUUGAUGUCAAACUAAAUUAAACCACGGCUUUGCAAUUUUUAUUUUCUUAUUUUAUUUUAUCUUUUACUUCCAUGUAACUGCGCAACCACAUCGUGUCAUCCAGUCCGUGAAAUCUAGAGAACCACAGCAUCUGUUUUUUGGUUUGUUUUUGUCAGAUUUUUUAUGUUUUGUUCAAUAACAGCACUAUCUGUUGUCGGAUUGAUUCCCUUACUUUUGGAAGGGAAAACUGUACUGUAAAGUAAUGUACAUUUGAAAAAAAAUAUCCUCAUUUAUAUUCUGAAUAUAUUUGUGACAUAACUUAACAAUAAAUUGUUUAUUCUUU